Penicillium macrosclerotiorum is the source of this 567-nucleotide messenger RNA. Its product is annotated as putative phosphoglycerate mutase family protein. The record is from RefSeq and is a predicted model, not a curated record. Gene Ontology annotation, molecular function: catalytic activity. The transcript has 3 exons. Bases 1 to 567 code for a protein of 188 amino acids. Lineage: Eukaryota; Fungi; Ascomycota; Eurotiomycetes; Eurotiales; Aspergillaceae.
AUGAUGUUUUUGCAAUCCGCGAUUUUGUUUCUGUGCGUGUGCCUGGCCGCCGUCUCGUCCGCCGCCAGGACACCGCCGAAAGUCUACCUGAUCCGCCAUGGUGAAAAGCCAGCCAAUCCCGACGACCAUGGCUUAACAAUGGACGGCAUCAAGCGAUCGCUCUGCCUGCGAGACGUAUUCGGAGCUGGCUCUGGAUACAACAUCGGACAUAUCAUGGCCCCGACAGUGAAGUGGAACGGCGAACACCGACGCGCAUAUAUGACUGUUCUCCCUCUCGCAAAUGACCUCGGCCUCGAAAUCGACACCCACUGCUCUCGCAAGGACACCAAAUGUGUGGCCGACGCGAUUCACGACUACGACGGCCCUGGUAACAUCCUAAUCGCGUGGCGACACAAGAACAUUGGCGAGAUUCAGGAGCACUUAGGCUCUGAAGAUCCACUUGAAUGGCCUGAGGAUCGAUUCGAUCUCAUUUGGACCAUUCCUUAUCCGUGGGAUGAUAUUGUCCGGAUCCAGAACGAGAACUGCCCUGGUCUGGAUGUUCAGCCAGGGCUGGUGGCCCAAUAUUGA